AUGCCUUUAGGUGAUGAACGAGAACACACGCUUCGAGAAGUAGCUGCCCUUGGAAAUAUUAAAGCUACACUUUAUUUGGCUCACUCGGGAGUCAAUGUGAAUUCACAAAAUGCCAUGAACGGCUGGACCGCUUUGCAUUGGGCAGCCCAUCGUGGUCAUGUUCAUGUGGCUACUGCUUUAUUAAGAAGUGGUGCAGAUCCUUCUAUUAAGACACAAAAGGGACAAACAGCACUUGAUUUAUCUGCUCAUCAUCCACAAGUUACUGAUGUGUUAAAAUCUGCCAUGGGUGAUCAAUCCAUCUCAGUAGGUCCUGAACCUGCUUUACCUAUUGUGCCUACCUACAUGAAAAACCCUGAUCUAGAAAAGACAUGGCUGAUGCCUGAUGAAUUCUCAGAAAACAAGAUUGAAAAUGUGAUUAGAAAACAAACAGCUGCCAACGCUGUUCAUCAGCCACCUACAAACACGUCUGAAAACAGGGAAGAAGAAAGAGAAGUUUUAGUGUAUUUGUCUAAAAGAGAAGAUGAGAAUUUACUUGGAUCUGUAUUUUUGAAGAAUGAAUCUAUUGAAAAAGCAGUAGAGAUCAUGAAAGAGGCAAGUGAAUAA
Molecule: messenger RNA, 603 nt
Organism: Gilbertella persicaria
Lineage: Eukaryota; Fungi; Mucoromycota; Mucoromycetes; Mucorales; Choanephoraceae
Product: ankyrin repeat-containing domain protein
Exons: 3
Coding region: 1-603 (200 amino acids)
Molecular function (GO): protein binding
Source: RefSeq, a predicted model, not a curated record